GACUUCUUAGAAACUCUCCCUUCUAUUCAUAUUUGCAUCCUCUCAAUAAUGUCACACUGAUCAACGUAACUUUCAUCAUGUUUCUAGGUCAAGUUUCGUGGCUAGAUAUUGUCGUCUUUCUGUUCUUCCUGGCACCUCAAUUGAUCAUCCAUGUCGGCUUCAUCCAGACUGCUAGUUGUGGUCUACAAGCAUUGCCAUUUUUAUUAAUCAAUCUUCCUCUAUCAUUCGUGCGGGAACGUUUUUUGACACCCCAUGAACAACGACCACCUUUUGUUCAACAGGCUUCAUGGUUUGAGGAUGUAGUCAUCCGUUGUGUCCGUUAUGCAUUUGCCUAUAUCCCAGCAAACAUUGGCCGUGUCUUCUUCUCAAAAGAUGUUGCAUUGCCAUUCUUUAAGUUUCGUAUGCUCCGUCAUGGAUAUUCUGAAUCUCCCAUUCAUUGGAAUGAGGUCAACCAGGACGACGUGAAAGGGAUUUGGAUCAUUGCGGACAAAACUAAGGAACCAGACAUUGUCAUCUAUUAUGCUCAUGGUGGCGGAUUUGCAAUGGGAUCAAGCUAUUUCUAUCUCGAAUUUCUUCUUGCAUGGUUGAAUCUUCUCAAAGAAUCAAGAAAGUUUCGAAAUCCUGCCAUCUUCGCAUUAGAGUAUAGCUUGGUACCCGAUGAAUCAUAUCCAACUCAGCUCCAUGAAACCUUUGCCGGCUACAAGUAUGUCUUGUCAAUGACCGACGACCCCUCCAAAAUUUGUGUCAGUGGCGAUUCAGCUGGAGCAACAUUGAUUCUCAGUUUGCUUCUUCACAUUGCCAGGCCAAAUACUGCCAACUCGGAUCCAAGCAUUGAGAGAGUACACACUGAAACCCCUGCAAUGGCUGUUUUGAUAUCUCCUUGGACGACCCUCGAAUCACCACAACAUAAGAAUACUUCAAGCGACUAUUUAGAUGCUGAUAGCUUACAUCUAUAUGCUCACCAAUAUGCGGGAUCUCGAGCUUCUGUCUUUGACCCCUCAAUUUCACCAGGAGCAUGUAAAGAUUUGGACUGGUGGAGAAUGGCCAGUCCAACCCGAGGGUUUUUCAUCACUUAUGGUUCGGAAGAGGUAUUUGCUCCAGAGACUCGUGAUCUCAUCAUGCUUCUCAAAAAAUCAGGAAAGGUAGAAAUUCGAGGACAAGAACAAACAGGUGGCAUUCACGCAUGGCCUGUUGCCGCUUUAUUCUUGAGCAGUACUUCAGCAGCGAGGCGAAAGGGGCUACGCAUGCUUGUGAGUGAGAUAGGCGAACGAAUGGGAAAGGCACAUUGAGGUUCUUGUUUCACGGGGAUUUUUUUUUUUUAGCCCCGUCAGAAUCAAUGAACAAUGUUAAUAAAAUUACUUGGGUGGGAAGGGGCGUGUUACAACCAUACCUCUCUACUGGAUGUAGAUGUGAGCAUCUUAUAGGGAAAAGCGAAAAAUUUCCUUAAUACCAAAAAUCCAACCAGGAGUUAGUGGAUUAGCUAAAAUGGAAAUCAGAGUGUUUCAGACAAAUAAUCACCACGGCAGGACCGGCGAGAGAAGUCAUCACCUCAAAAGUUUCCAAAUCAACCCACCAGUGGCCUUGGCUGACCCAAAGUCAACACAAAGAUCUCCAACGCGAAGGAAGAAAAAAAUUGCUCAAAUCUCAUCGGUCGAGACAGGUUUAAAGAAAGCAGAAAGAUCAUAGCACUGUAAUCGCAAUAGGCACCGGAGCAGUGGAUUAAGUAAAGAGGCAAUCAAAGUGACCUAUUAGAGCAUAGUAUAUACCUCCGAUCUAUGAAGUUUAUAGAUAUCUAGCCAGUCCGUCUGUACAUAUAAGAAUUUCCCAGUGUACGAAAGAUAUAGUUUACA
Molecule: messenger RNA, 1850 nt
Organism: Botrytis cinerea B05.10
Lineage: Eukaryota; Fungi; Ascomycota; Leotiomycetes; Helotiales; Sclerotiniaceae
Exons: 4
Coding region: 78-1289 (403 amino acids)
Molecular function (GO): hydrolase activity
Source: RefSeq, a predicted model, not a curated record